CCGGCUUAUCCUGAGUUUGGAGACUAUGACGCUCACUUCACCAGCUUCGCACCAACUCCAGCUCGCGCUGAGCAGCCGACCACGAGCGUCAGUCACGACGGCACCGUCUGGCUGACCACACACGCCGGUCCUGCCUGCCCUGUCCUGCCCAUCACCAGCUAUCCUACAUCAUCAAAAGCGAAGUCCCGUCACGAUGAGAGGCUUCCCAGACGGACGUCUGCGGUCCGGCCUGAGCUCCGCUCUAUCUGGCUUGGCAGCCGUCUGCCCACCACUCAACUUCAUCACGAUCCAUUAUGCCUAUUUUAUUGUCGUCCCGCUCGUGACGUCGCUCAUUUUCUGGGGCUCGUCGAAACCCUCCUAUACCAUCUCUUAUGUCGACAGUCUGUUCCUCGUGACCUCGGCCAUGACCGAGGCUGGGCUCAAUACGAUCAAUCUCAGCCAGAUGACCACAUUCCAGCAAAUGCUGCUGGCCUUCCUCAUUGUGAUUGGCGGCCAGAUCUGGGUGUCUAUCUGGACAGUGCAAGUGCGCAAGCACGCCUUUGAACAACGCUUCAAGGAGGUUGUCCGCAGAGAGCGGCAGAGGCAGCUCGAUCGCCGCGGUACGGGACAGUCCUUCAUGUCCCGGUUAAGCACACUGCGAACAUCUCGGUCGCAUACCCAGAUACCUAUUCAUGACCCCGGAUCAGAGCCGGCUGCCACGCAACAGGCACACACGCCAGGGACAUCCGACCAGCCCGCAACCCUUGCUAUGCGAGAGACACUGCCUGAGCCAUCCAGUCCCCGCUCUCCUGGUGACCACAUCACCUUUGCGGACCGUUCAUCUCAUAGCCACGAUGUGGGUGUGACUCGACGCCACGGUCAACACCGCGCCGGCACAGACACGGUUGCUAGCGAGAAGGACGCUCGAGACAUCGGCAAGCUGUCAAAGGAGCGCCGAGACGAGUUGGGCGGCACCGAGUAUCGCGCGUUGAAGCUCCUCUCCUUCAUCGUGCCCGCGUACUUCUUCUGCUGGCAGAUCCUCGGCUGUAUUGCGCUCGGCGCCUGGAUCGCCGUGAACCUGCCGCAGCCUGCUCUGGACAAUGCCAUUAACCCGUGGUGGAACGGAGUCUUCAAUGGCUUGUCGGCUUUCAACAACAGCGGCAUGAGUGUUCUGGAUCUCAACAUGAUUCCAUACCAGGACGCCUACUUUGUGCAGAUCGUCAUGGGCUGCAUGAUUCUCGCCGGUAACACGGCAUACCCAAUCUUGCUGCGCCUCGGCAUCUGGGCAGGGCUCAAGGUGCUAAACUGGGCGACCCCAGGUGGCUCCUUCACGGAGUGGAAGGACACAUUGGCGUACAUCCUCAAGUACCCACGUCGCGUGUAUACCAACAUGUUUGGAUCGCGGCAGACGUGGUGGCUGCUCUUCAUGCUCAUCCUGCUCAACGGGACAGACUGGGUGGCUUAUGAGAUCCUCAACUUGGGAAACACGGAGUUGGAGAAGAUUCCCGUGGGAUCACGAAUCAUGAACGGCCUUUUCCAAGCACUUGCUGUCCGAGCUGGUGGCUUCUACAUUGUGCCCAUUCCGAUCCUCUACAUUGGCUUGCAGGUCCUCUAUGUUGUGAUGAUGUACAUCUCUGCUUAUCCCGUGGUUAUCACCAUGCGACACUCAAACAUCUACGAAGAGCGGUCUCUAGGCAUCUACCCAGACUCGGAUGCGAUCUCGCACCCUCUCCAACGCAGCCCCUCGGUUGGAAGCCGCCAGAGCCGCGUAGAGCGGCGACGCAACUCGGUCAGCCGCGCCAUCCGCGGGACACUAUUCGACUGGAGCGGCGUCGGCGCGGUGGUGCCUCCCACCAGCCACGGCCAGGUCCAAUCUUCCGACCGGCGCAGCGCGCCCUUCCGCGAUGCCGGGCCGUCCAGUGCCAACAACGACACGAGCGGGAGCUUCGUGCGGCACCAGAUCCGCAGCCAGCUCUCGCACGACCUCUGGCUCAUCGUGCUGGCCGUGCUGCUCAUCGCAAUCAUCGAGACGAAGCACUUCCUCGAGGACCCCGUGACGUACUCGGUCUUCAACAUCCUCUUCGAGGUCGUGUCCGCGUACGGCUGCGUCGGCAUCAGUCUGGGCGUGCCGUGGAACAACUUCAGCUUCGCGGGCGGGUGGUACUCUGGGUCAAAGCUCGUGCUCGUGCUCGUCAUGCUGCGCGGCAGGCAUCGGGGCUUGCCGGUCGCGCUGGACCGCGCGGUGCAGCUCCCCAGCGACGACAUGGAUGACGUCGAGGACCAGGAGGAUCUUCGUGCAAGGAGGAGCAUGUCUGCUCGGGGCCAGAGGCAGGAGGUUGCUAUUUAGAGGAGCAGACUUUCACAAGUAUCAGCCAAUCAUGCUCCUAUAAGUCUUUGCCUUCCUUGUCAAGCGAUUAGGCAUUGGUGAUACUAAAGUUCCUCACAGUCGAGCUACGUCUGACUGUGGUGUGGUUUCGUGACCUGGUGCU
Messenger RNA from Microdochium trichocladiopsis, 2468 nucleotides. RefSeq names its product cation transport protein-domain-containing protein. Lineage: Eukaryota; Fungi; Ascomycota; Sordariomycetes; Xylariales; Microdochiaceae. Gene Ontology annotation, molecular function: high-affinity potassium ion transmembrane transporter activity. Gene Ontology annotation, biological process: potassium ion import across plasma membrane; intracellular potassium ion homeostasis. The coding region runs from base 194 to 2326 and encodes 710 amino acids. The transcript has 6 exons. The record is from RefSeq and is a predicted model, not a curated record. Gene Ontology annotation, cellular component: plasma membrane.